AUGUCACGACCAUGCUCCCUACAACUGCUACUGGAGGAUUUGCCGGCUGAAGCCACCGCAGAUGGCCCAGCUUCCUUACGGGUAGUGAUCUUUAACAGUCUUAUGGACACAGGAAUCGACAGAGCGUUGAUCGAGGGAAUUGAAUGCCUGAGCAAAAAACUAUGGUUUAUUGUGUUCAAAGAACAGCUACAACGACAGAAAUAUAUCAACAAAGACAUUGAGCUACACUCAAAGGUCUUGACGCUAAAAUCUACAGAUUUUAUUUGACCAGAGAGGCCAAGGUACACAUAUGUAUUAGGAUAUCCUCUUGACACGGAUGAAAGGCCGAUUUGUUAGAACAGAGCUUAAGUCUUUAUGGAAAACUAAUUGAAGUCACCGAUGACAUUGAUACUACAAUCAUGAUCAAGACAGGAGUUAAGAGAGCGAAAUUCGCUAAUCUCAAGGAGAACAUACCAUCUUUUAUUUAUGCCGGAUGGUACCAUGUUCGUACAGCCUAUCCCGGACAACCUAAAAUGUGCCGAAAUUGCUCUAAAACCGGCCACCUCGCGAAAGACUGCCAAGCAGGCAAGGUCUGUAGAAUGUGUGGUGACCCGGGUCACAGUAAAGGUGAUUGCCCAGAGAAAUGAUGCUACGUUUGCAAGGAGAAAGGCCAUGAUCAAAGUCAAUUGCGAAAAGUAUGCUGAAAAUUUCCACAGUUUAACCGAAAGUACUGAGGACGCACAGGAAAAAAACGACCAAGCCCAACAAGUCCGGGACAACGACGGACAGCCAGGGCAAAAACGACGAUUGGAAUGA
Messenger RNA from Paramuricea clavata, 795 nucleotides. Lineage: Eukaryota; Metazoa; Cnidaria; Anthozoa; Malacalcyonacea; Plexauridae. The record is from the annotation of a GenBank genome assembly.